Molecule: messenger RNA, 2373 nt
Organism: Thamnophis elegans (Western terrestrial garter snake)
Lineage: Eukaryota; Metazoa; Chordata; Lepidosauria; Squamata; Natricidae
Gene: SLC16A6
Product: solute carrier family 16 member 6
Exons: 6
Coding region: 737-2299 (520 amino acids)
Biological process (GO): transmembrane transport; monocarboxylic acid transport
Molecular function (GO): monocarboxylic acid transmembrane transporter activity
Source: RefSeq, a predicted model, not a curated record
CUCUCCCACGUUACUCGUUCAGGUCGCGGCUCCUGCGGCCGCCCGGCGCGCGCUUCCCUCUAGAGCGCGCGGAAGCCGGCCCGCCCGCCCGCUCUUCAGCUGCUGCAAUUGCAAAACCGGGUUCCGGCGCGCACAUGGCGCUGCUGAGUUACAGCGCGCGCCAGAUUCGCUGGUAGAAACCGGCUUGAGCCGGUAUAUAAAAAAAGCGGAGCUUGAUGUGGUGUGAACCAGAAGAGACGGCAGCCUUUGCUUUAAAAAGGGGAGCGGGUGCGCGUGGGAAGGCGAGGGAGAUCGCGAACGAAUCGAGCCGAGGGCAGAAAUCCCCCGGAAAAAUUUAAAAAACUCGGGAGCGAAGGGGGCGCUGGCUGGCCAUGGGGCAGCCUUGGCACCAGCAACGGGAGCCUAGCAUCGGAUAACGAGCCAGACUCCCCGCCGCUCUUUCCCGACGAAGGGGGUCUAUUUUUGGAGCAGGACAGACUCCACCUUUUCCAAAAGGGGGUCAAGAGUAUAAGUCUGAAGCGACUGCAGCCCCUUCCCGCGCCUUCUGGAGCGGGGUCUUUGGUUCGCGCUACUGAGGGCGAAGGGGUCGGGUGUUCCAGCCGCUGCCUCAGCAUGUUGCUGACCAGGUCAUAGACCAAAGGUGCUCUUCUCUGCAGCUUGGGGGGGAAUCCUUUUUUCUUCCACACCUUUCUCUCCCCAAGUUGCAGCAGCAACAUCGUCUGCUGACCUGAUCAAAAUGACUGUCAAAACAACCAGAAUGUCAUGCAUUGCCCCAAAUGUUUAUACUAAAGUGCCUGAUGGAGGAUGGGGAUGGAUUGUGGCAUUUGCUUUCUUCUUCGUAGAGGCCUUGACAUAUGGCAUUAUCAAGUCCUUUGGGGUCUUCUUUACUGACUUAAUGGAAUGUUUUAAUGAAACCAACUACAGGAUAUCGUGGAUAAUCUCAAUAUGUGUAUUUGUACUUACGUUUACAGCUCCUCUUUCUACAAUUGCAGCUAAUCGUUUUGGUCAUCGUCUGGUGGUGAUGAUUGGAGGGCUACUGGUCUGUGGUGGAAUGGUUGCUGCUUCCUUUGCACGUACACUGGUUGAAAUGUACAUCUCAAUUGGCAUAGUUUCAGGUUUAGGAUACUGCUUUGCCUUUCUUCCAACUGUUACCAUUCUGUCUCAAUACUUUGACAAAAAGCGCUCAUUGGUCACUGCCGUGGCUUCUACAGGAGAAUGCUUUGCUGUUUUUUCUUUUGCACCAGCUAUCACUGCUUCAAAGGAAUACUUUGGUUGGAGAGCCAGCCUCUUGUUUGUUGGUCUACUGCAGCUUGGAAUUACUGCCUGUGGAUUGCUGCUGCGACCCAUCAAAAUCAUAGCAGAAGAAGAAGUGAAAGCAUCACCAGUGGAACAGCAAAGAGAGACAAAGUACAUGCUUGAAAAUGAACAGACACGCACCUCAAUAGACUCCAUUGACUCUGGAGUAGAAAUAACUACCUCACCUCACAACAUACCUAGAGAUGUCAAGUUGGAACUUAAAAGUGAAGAGCCAAAGGAAAACACGGAGAUGUUCAUAGCCAGUAGUGGCAUUCCUACCAAGGAGCCCAAACCAAAACUCCUAGACUUCUCUGUGUUGAAAGACUACAGCUUUAUUUGUUACGCACUUUUUGGUCUAUUUGCUACUUUGGGAUUCUUUGCUCCUUCCCUAUACAUAAUUCCUCUCAGCAUGAGCCUUGGCAUCAGCAAGGAUUGCUCUGCUUACAUCCUCUCCGCCAUGGCCAUUGCUGAGGUCUUUGGUAGAAUCGGCGCUGGUUGGCUGCUCAACAAAAAGCCCAUCAGAAAAAUUUACAUUGAGCUCAUUUGUGUUAUUCUGCUGGACGUUGCCCUUUUUGCCUUCCCUCUCGCCUACAAUUUUUGGGGGCUAAUGAUGUGUAGUAUUUUCUUUGGAUUCAUGCUCGGGACGGUAGCAGGCACACACAUUCCAAUGCUGGCUGAAGACGAUGUCGUCGGCAUUGAGAGGAUGGCAUCUGCUGCGGGGGUCUAUGUAUUUAUUCAAAGCUUAGCAGGGUUGGCUGGACCACCCCUUGCAGGUGUACUAGUGGAUACCACAAAAAAAUACAGUUCUGCAUUCUAUUCCUGUGCUGGUGGAAUGCUGCUGGCUGCUGUAUUCCUUUCAUUGGUGAGACCUUGCAAGAAUUUAACAUGCCAAAGAAAGAAACAAUCAAUACAAGAGAAUGUCUCGGAGUCUCAGGACGAUUUUAUAGAAACUGAUUUUGGGAAAACAGAGGAUUCUGUAAAGGGCUGUGAUAGCAUAGCUUGAAUUUUAACACAUAUUAUUUAGAGAUUGGGGAAAAACAAGUCAGCUCAAGUCUAUCUUUUAAAACUAACACGUUA